CAGGUAAAAUCAAAACCCAAUAGUGGCAGGCAGCAGCAAAUUAAAUGUGAAUUAUUAAAAAGAAAAUGGCCCAACAGAGUACUGUACUUCCUUCUCUUGUCACUGAGGAAAGGCAUAAUAUAUGGAAAAUAUGCAUCUAAGGCGUGUUAGAACCAUGCCCCGACACAGCCAGUCCCUGACCAUGGCACCCUACUCAUCGGUGAGCCUGGUAGAGCAGCUGGAAGAUAGGAUCCUUUGCCAUGAGAAGACCACCGCUGCCCUUGUGGAGCACGCCUUCCGGAUCAAGGAUGACAUCGUUAGCAGUCUGCAGAAAAUGCAGAACAAAGGAGGAGGCGACCGUUUGGCCAGGCUUUUCUUGGAGGAGCACAUCAGAAACAUAACUGCCAUAGUGAAGCAACUUAAUCGGGAUAUUGAGGUACUCCAGGAGCAGAUUCGUGCCAGGGACAACAUUAGCUAUGGAACUAAUUCUGCCUUAAAGACCCUGGAGCUGCGUCAGCUCUCUGGUUUGGGAGAUCUUCGAGGGAGAGUGGCAAGAUGUGAUGCCAGCAUAGCCAGACUCUCCGCAGAGCACAAAACGACCUAUGAGGGGCUCCAGCACUUGAACAAAGAGCAGCAAGCUGCCAAACUUAUCCUGGAAACCAAAAUCAAAGACGCAGAGGGACAGAUUUCUCAGCUUUUGAACAGAGUGGACUUGUCAAUAUCAGAGCAGAGCACCAAACUGAAGAUGUCCCACAGAGAUAGUAACCACCAGCUUCAGCUUUUGGACACUAAAUUUAAAGGUACAGUUGAGGAACUCAGUAACCAGAUUUUAUCUGCACGGAGUUGGUUGCAACAGGAACAAGAACGGAUAGAAAAAGAGCUUUUAGAGAAGAUUGAUCAGCUUUCCUUGGUUGUUAAGGAAAACAGUGGAGUCACCGAAAGAGAUAUGGAAAAGAAGCUCAGCCAGAUGUCAGCCAGACUUGACAAAAUAGAAGAGGGCCAAAGGAAGACUUUCGAUGGGCAAAGAACAAGACAAGAAGAGGAGAAACUGCAUGGGCGAAUCACCAAGCUGGAGUUACAGAUGAACCAGAACAUGAAGGAAAUGAAAGCAGAAGUUAAUGCUGGGUUUACAGCUAUCUAUGAAAGCAUAGGAUCCCUCAGGCAAGUUCUCGAGGCCAAGAUGAAGUUGGACAAGGACCAGCUCCAGAAGCAAAUCCAACAGAUGCAGAAGCCAGAAACUCCCAUGUGAAGGGAAUUGGGACAAGGACCUAAAAGAAAGUUUUGCCCGUGGGUCUAGAAGCUAGAUACCUCUGUAGCCAGGUCGUCGCUGCAUUCAGGAUGGUUCCAUCCAUGGCGUGCAUGUGCCAAGAAUUGUGUUUUCAUGAGUCUAAAUGUUUACCUUGAGUCUUGGAAACACUACUCCUUUAAAAGUAUGGAAUACACAUUUUACCAUUUUAUUUCUCUUCUCUAAAUUCAAUGGAAUUCUGCCCCUGCCCUGGAUUUCGAAAGGCUUUUAUCUUCUUCAUGUUAUGAAUGGAAAGACAACAAUUUUUCUUCAAUGCUUGAUGCUGUACCCAAGACUGUUUACUAUCUUGAGAAAUGUCAUGGUGAUUUUUUAAAAUUAAGAAACCAAUGAAUUGUCACAGGAAUGUGUUGCUCCUCACCCCAAAUUAAGAGACUGUCCCAGUAGAUUAGAAUUCAACCUUUGAGUCCAUACUUGGAUUUUAUUAUUGUUGUCUAUGCAUUUCUUAUAUUGGUUAUCUCCCUGUAAAUCUUUUGUCUUUUGUAAGGUGAAAGGAUUUGAUACUUGGAAGAAACCCCACCAAUUAUGUAAUGAAAAUAGUUUAGCAAUUCAUAACUGCCAUAUAGAUUGCAAAUUAAAUGGAAACUUACUUAGAUGAUGUAAGGCAAAAUAUCUUUAUCGACCACCUAGAUAUAUUAGGUUUUAAUACUUAAAAUAUUUUUGGAUUAUCCACAGCCUGUGUAGUAAUAGCCAUAUAUUUAACAACAGAAUGGUGGUUAAUAGUCUAUUCACUAUUCGUAACAGAAUGUUAUAAUUUUUCUGACUUUAUGAUCUCACUAAAUGUUUCCAAGAUUGGCAAAAAUGCUAAGGUUUAAAUAUACUUGUUGUAACUGUAUUCUUGUGCCUUGGUUUUAUCAUGUCAAUGCACUGUACCCUAUAAAAAUUUUGCAGGCAAAAUAGCAGGCAUGAUAUGGGAUCCUCUGUAUUUUUUAAAUGUUCUAAAAAUUUUAUCACUGUUGAGACAUUAAUUGUUCAGUAUUAUUAAUGGAAUAGAAAUUCACACUUUUGUAUGGACAAAUAAUCAAAUUGAUAUUGCAUUUAUAACACUGUCAAGAAACUUUCCUCUUGAGCAACUUUGUAGAUGAUGGUUGUUUUAUUUUCAAUCGCCAUAUUUGACUAGUCAGUGAAAAUUGACUCCAGUGCCGUCUGUUCACCUCUGUAUGUAAAAACUGAUAGUGAAACACACCGUUUUAAACUGUGAGGGUGCCCCAGGAAGAAGAAAAACAGAAACAUUUAGAAAAUUUAAAAUAAUUUUUUUUCCGCCAAGGACUCAGGAAAAAAAGCACAUUUUCUAUUUUUAGGAUAAAGCAGAAAUGAAAUUUCUAACUGGCUUUUACUGUUUACCCACAUAAAGUACGCUGCUAAAGUAUGUAAUAUUUUCCUCUCAAUGGCUUGACAAAUUUUUAAAAAUUUGGAUAUGAGAGGUUAUAAAGGAAUAUGUCAUUCAACACAUAUUUUCUUAUUUUGUCACAAAUUUCCAUUUAACAAAGAAAAAAGAGGUUAAUGCUCUUUUGCAA
Molecule: messenger RNA, 2799 nt
Organism: Carlito syrichta (Philippine tarsier)
Lineage: Eukaryota; Metazoa; Chordata; Mammalia; Primates; Tarsiidae
Gene: FAM81A
Product: family with sequence similarity 81 member A
Exons: 9
Coding region: 122-1228 (368 amino acids)
Source: RefSeq, a predicted model, not a curated record